CACCUGUCAUCUUAAAAGUGUCACUGUUGUCAGUCGAGUCGAUCAUUAAUCAUUGAUUAUAGUGGCGCAGAGUGCAGGUUUUUAGUGACGCCUAGACGACUUGAGAAUGCAUUGAAUUAAUUUUCAUUCCGCAUUGUGCAGAUUAUUUAUUUCGUAAAACGGAAGAGAUUUUCAUUCCCUACCAACCUUCAUUUUCGCAAAGGGCUGGCUCGCCUUGGGAUUGAUAAUUUGUAAGUUCAUCGAUAGGUAUAUCAAAGAUCCUGUGACUGAAAACAAUUGAAUGGUGCUAUUAAGUUUGACACAAUUUUCCGAAAGUGAUAUUUGGUGAUAUGUUCAAUACACAAAAAUACAUUUAAUCUUUCAAGCUGGACCUGGAAUUUGAAAAGUUAAUGAGAGUAUCUGAGGGCUUACCCUGUAGUUAAUUUGGUUCCCUAGAUAUAUAUUCUAAAUUUCAUCUAUCAGCGUAAAAACUUGGUAGGUAAAUUAUAAGUGCAGGAAUCAUUUGGAAUAAAAAAUUGUGAGAGAUAUGAGUCGAGGACAAGCAGGACCCCGUAUUCAAGUUCCAGACGAUCUGCGUGAGGUCCUUCUCGAAUUCACUAUUAGUUAUUUAUUGGAACAACCUGGGGAUGUUAUAGCGUAUGCAGCAGACUACUUCACAAGACUUCGAGAGGCUAGGACAACAUCACUAAUUUAUGAUGGAUCUAGAGGUCCGGAAGAACCACUUUCACCAGAUGAAUCUACCAUAUCUAGGGAAGAAGCAAUACGUUUACCGAGACUUGCAAGUUUUGCCUAAAUUGGGUUGUGAAUUGUGCCGAAGAAUUUUGUCAAACCUUCUUUAAAAUUAUGGAUGUUCACUUUAUUAUAUUGUACAUGGAUAAAUAAAUGUUUACCACAGUAA
Molecule: messenger RNA, 898 nt
Organism: Leptinotarsa decemlineata (Colorado potato beetle)
Lineage: Eukaryota; Metazoa; Arthropoda; Insecta; Coleoptera; Chrysomelidae
Gene: Pka-R2
Product: cAMP-dependent protein kinase type II regulatory subunit
Biological process (GO): negative regulation of cAMP-dependent protein kinase activity
Cellular component (GO): cAMP-dependent protein kinase complex; cytosol
Molecular function (GO): cAMP binding; cAMP-dependent protein kinase inhibitor activity; protein kinase A catalytic subunit binding
Source: RefSeq, a predicted model, not a curated record